CCGGGCCGGAGGAGGGACCGACCCGAGCCCAGAGAGGCUGGACCGGGAUCAUGGACCGAGACCAGUGCCGGGCGUCGGGCCCUGCCCUGCGGCGGUGGCUACUGCUGGGGGCCGUGACAGCGGGGCUCCUGGCCCAGAGCGUCCUGGCGGGUGUGAAGAAGUAUGAUGAGCCCUGUGGAGGGAGAGACUGCAGUGGGGGCUGCCAGUGCUACCCUGAGAAAGGAGGGCGGGGUCAGCCCGGGCAAGUGGGCCACCAGGGAUACACUGGGCCCCCCGGGUUACAAGGAUUCCCAGGACUGCAGGGCCGCAAAGGUGACAAGGGUGAAAGAGGCUCUCCCGGGAGCAUAGGACCGAAAGGAGAAGUGGGACAAAGAGGCGUUUCUGGAUUCCCUGGUGCUGACGGAAUUCCUGGACAUCCUGGGCAAGGUGGACCCCGAGGACCACCUGGCUAUGAUGGCUGCAAUGGGACCAGGGGAGACGUAGGCCCCCAGGGACCCUCUGGCAUUGGGGGUGUCCCCGGAUCUCCUGGGCCCCUCGGACCCAAAGGCCAGAAAGGUGAACCUUAUGCACUGUCCGAAAAGGACCGCGACAAAUACAGGGGUGAACCCGGAGAUCCUGGAUCGAUCGGUUUCCAGGGGCCCCCCGGCCGCCCUGGGCCUAUGGGACCAAUGGGUCCACUUGGAGUUCCAGGAAGACCAGGACCACCUGGACCCCCUGGACCCCCUGGAGAGCCAGGCAACAGAGGACUCGGUUUUUAUGGAGAAAAGGGUGACAAGGGUGACAUGGGCGCCCCAGGGCCCAACGGGCCUCCGUCAGACUUUCAACCGAUCACCGGGCCCGGAAAGGUUACCGUCCCCCCGUACAAGGGUGAAAAAGGAAGUAAGGGGGAAAAAGGAACAAUAGGCAUUUCCUUGAAGGGAGAAGAAGGAAUCCUGGGCUUCCCAGGACCCCGGGGCCCCCCGGGCACCUACGGUGACAGAGGUUCACAAGGAGAGAAAGGAAGCGGAGGACCAGAUGGCUAUCCGGGCACUGUGGGACCCCAGGGACCCAAGGGAGAACUGGGUGACCCAGGCCCCCCUGGCCCCCCUGCCUACACCCCCCAUCCUGCUCUAGCUAAAGGUGGCAGAGGUGACCCAGGAUUUCCAGGGGCCUAUGGAGACUCAGGAGCUCGGGGUCCACCAGGAGACCCUGGCCCACCAGGCUUCCCUGGCACGUCCAUCAUAGAUGAAGAUGUGAAGAGAGGCUUCCCCGGUGAAAUGGGACCCAAAGGCUUCCCAGGAGAGCCGGGCAUCCCUGCGCUAUACCCCGGCCCGCCAGGAGUUCCCGGAAAGCCAGGGUCCCAAGGCCUCCAGGGGCCCGCCGGACCACCUGGACCAGACGGUUUCCUUUCUGGCAUUAAAGGAAGACCCGGAAAGGAGGGCACUCCUGGGUCCCCCGGUUUCCCUGGGGCUCGCGGACAGAAAGGAUGGAAAGGUGAUGUCGGGGACUGUAAAUGCGCAGAUGAUCAGAUCAUCCCGGCUCUGCCAGGGCUGCCAGGACCGAAGGGCUUACAGGGCUUCAGCGGGGAGCCGGGGAAGAGAGGGAUUCUAGGAGACCCUGGCCAUCACGGCACCCCUGGGUUCCCAGGGUUCAAGGGAAUCCCUGGUGACAUUGGACCUCCUGGACCCAAAGGAAUAAAGGGAGAUUCUAGAACAAUUACCACCAAAGGUGAGAAGGGACAGCCAGGUGUCCCAGGUGUGCCUGGUCUGAAAGGUGAGGACGGCACCCAGGGGCGUGACGGGCUCGAUGGAUUCCCCGGCCUUCCAGGCCCUCCCGGUGAUGGCAUCAAAGGCCCCCCAGGGGACGCAGGCUACCCAGGAGCCCCCGGAACCAAGGGCAUUCCAGGAGAAAGGGGUCCCCCAGGACUGGGCCUGCCAGGCCCCAAAGGCGAGCGUGGCUUCCCCGGAGAGGCUGGAUUACCCGGACAACCAGGCUUCCCCGGACCUCCCGGCCCCCCAGGCCUCCCAGGACAAAUAGAUUGUGAUACAGGUGUGAAAAGGCCCAUCGGAGGUGACGGACAGGAAGGCAUCCAGCCAGGCUGUGUCGGAGGACCCAAGGGAUUGCCAGGCCAGCCGGGACCCCCAGGACCCCCAGGUAUCAAAGGCCUCAGAGGGUUACCAGGAUUCUCAGGAGAAGAUGGACCCCAAGGACUCAAGGGUCCCCCAGGAGAUCCAGGUCGCGAAGGGUUGCCAGGACCCCCAGGGUUCGUGGGGCCCCGAGGAUCCAAAGGCCCGAUGGGCCUCCCUGGCCCGGAUGGACUCCCAGGUCCCAUUCCUGGAGACAUGGGUCCACCCGGAUUCAGGGGAAGCCAAGGGAUGCCAGGAAUGCUGGGCCCAAAAGGUCAGCUAGGCUUCCCAGGGCCUCUAGGGAAACCAGGCCUGCCCGGGCCACCAGGACAGCAUGGCUACCCUGGGACUCCUGGCCAGGAGGGGCCCUUGGGGCUGCCAGGCUCCAUCGGCCAUGGAGGUCUGCCUGGAGAAAGAGGGGACCCAGGUGACGCAGGUGUCCCUGGCCCUCUGGGCAUGAAAGGUGUCCCCGGUGACAGAGGCGACCCUGGUCUGUUGGGUGAGACUGGUCCUCCAGGAAACCCUGGCUUUAAAGGAAUGGCCGGAAUGCCUGGUACCCCUGGGCCAAAAGGUCUUAGAGGUUCACCUGGGAUGGAUGGUUUCCAGGGCCUGCUUGGGGUGCAAGGAAGACCCGGGCAGCCGGGACACAAAGGGGAGCCUGGAAGGUUUGGCGUUCCGGGACCAAAGGGCCCAAUUGGAUUGCCAGGUGGCAAAGGAAGCCGGGGGGAACAGGGUCCCCCAGGACCGCCUCCCCGCAUUGAUGAAGAAAUUAAACACCUUAAAGGGGAAAAAGGGGAUGUAGGACCCAUGGGACUGAAGGGCUACCUGGGAUUAAAAGGUGUUCCGGGAAUGCCAGGGGUCCCUGGGAUAUCAGGCAUCCCUGGGUUGCCUGGAAGGCCCGGCUACAUCAAAGGAGUGAAAGGAGACAUCGGAGUUCCCGGCCUGCCUGGUGUGCCAGGAUUCCCUGGUGUGCCAGGCUCCCCUGGAAUUACUGGGUUUCCAGGUUUCGUAGGAAGUAGGGGUGACAAGGGUGCUCCAGGGACAACAGGUCUUUAUGGCGAGAGCGGCCGCACGGGUGAUUUUGGUGAUGUUGGCGACACUAUAAAUUUACCAGGAAGCCCGGGCCUGAAGGGGGAACAGGGUGCCAUUGGAACACCAGGUCUAAAGGGAUUCUUUGGAGAGAAAGGAACAGCAGGUGACAUCGGCUUCCCCGGGAUAAUGGGCACAGCCGGAACCCAUGGCUCUCCCGGAGUUAUCGGGCAAGCAGGCUUCCCAGGACUGACAGGCCAGCAGGGACCACAAGGAGACCCGGGCCGGGCCGGAGUGCCCGGCACCAAAGGAGAUUAUGGCUGGCCAGGUGUUCCAGGCUUACCAGGUUCAGCGGGCAGCCGAGGCAUCGGGGGAUUAGACGGCUUACCAGGCACCAAAGGCUUUCCCGGAUCCCCAGGUGCAGACAUCCACGGAGACCCGGGUUUCCCAGGUCCUGCUGGGGACAGGGGUGAGCCAGGAGAGGCCAACACCCUACCGGGUCCUAGCGGAGCCCCGGGACAAAAGGGGGAGCAAGGCAUUCCAGGGGAACGAGGCCCAGUUGGGAAUCCAGGACAACAAGGGUUUCCAGGGUUCACACCCCCUUCCAACAUCUCUGGGUCGCCUGGUGACCAAGGGGCCGCGGGGAUAUUUGGCCUGAAAGGUUAUCCAGGCCCCCCGGGGCCACCCGGGCCUGCUGCUUUUCCCGGAAGCAAAGGCGAGGAGGGGAGCCCUGGGGCUCCAGGAAACCCAGGGACCAAAGGAUGGGGUGGGGACCCCGGCUUCCGCGGGGCUCCAGGGAAGGCAGGUCCCCAGGGAAGAGGCGGUGUGUCUGCCAACCCCGGAUUCCGAGGAGACCUGGGGCCCAUGGGGCACCAGGGGCCGCUGGGCCAGGAAGGGGAGCCAGGCCGCCCCGGGACGCCUGGCCUGCCUGGCAUGCCCGGCCGCAGCGUCGGCAUCGGCUACCUCCUGGUGAAGCACAGCCAGACGGACCAGGAGCCCAUGUGCCCAGUGGGCAUGAACAAGCUGUGGAGUGGAUACAGCCUGUUGUACUUUGAAGGCCAGGAGAAAGCCCACAACCAGGACCUGGGUAGGUACCACCCGCCAGUCCCCAAGGCCAGCCAGCUGCAGGUGGUCAAAACUGAAUGGCCACAGGACGUCUGCUACUACGCCAGCCGCAAUGACAAGUCCUACUGGCUGUCCACCACCGCCCCACUGCCGAUGAUGCCCGUGGCCGAGGACGAAAUCAAGCCCUACAUCAGCCGCUGCUCGGUGUGCGAGGCCCCGGCCGUCGCCAUCGCCGUCCACAGUCAGGACGUCUCCAUCCCCCACUGCCCGGCCGGGUGGCGGAGCCUGUGGAUCGGAUACUCCUUCCUCAUGCACACAGCCGCAGGCGAUGAAGGUGGUGGCCAGUCCCUGGUGUCGCCAGGCAGCUGUCUGGAGGACUUCCGUGCCACGCCUUUCAUUGAGUGCAACGGAGGCCGUGGGACCUGCCACUACUUCGCCAACAAGUACAGCUUCUGGCUCACCACCAUCCCCGAGCAGAGCUUCCAAGGCUCGCCCUCCGCCGACACGCUCAAGGCGGGGCUCAUCCGGACGCACAUCAGCCGCUGCCAGGUGUGCAUGAAGAACCUGUGAUGGACGCGCCGGGCUCGCAGGCGCCGCCCCACCCGGACGCACUUCUCUGCAGGUUGACAUUCAGCUGGGGCCACGUUGGUGCUUAUUCUUAAUUUAUUACCUCAGGUGCUGACCCAAAAGUUGAUUUCAGUUUUUUCUGUAAAAACAAACAAAGGUCACCAAAGGAAUCCAGCACCAGUACUUCUAUCAAAUAGCCACUUGUCAUCCAUUCAUAGGUGCUAGCCACGGUCUCCACUCUGCAGAGUGAAGCCCUCCUCCGACACUGCGACCCUCCGAGAUGGAAAACUAUUAACAGCCCAGCACUCCCUGUCAGGCCGCACUAGACUAUUAUGCGCUAGGUGUAACUAACUUCUUAACAUGUACCUCUGUAGUCACCGUACUUUCAAACGCCACAGACAGCCCACUCAUUUAACUCAUUUAAUGGGGUGGUAUAGACAAAUGAAGCCAUACAGCCCAAGGGCUCCUGAAUUCAUUGCCACUGUUCCCACAUGAGGGUCUCCUGGGGAAAGACCCGACCCUGCCCACUAAGCCAACGCAAUGACUCAAUGACAGCAUGAUCUUCUCCCAAAGCUGUUGGUGUGAAUUAUCCUAACCCCCUCGAGGCCAAGAAGACACUGAUAGUCACACACCAGCUGUCAUUCUUUCCACCACAGCCUUACAGGUCACUGGGUUUGGCAAAACUCACAUAGAAACAAAGACCUUCUAACUGUCUGUUGUCAGCCAGGCUACUUGACGGCAAACUCCGAACAGUCAGAAGUGAUGUUUCUACUGCCCCCUGGCCGCCCUGGAGAUUGACCCUCCAUUUUUCUGUACACUGUCCUCUAUCAUGAACGUAAAAUAAAAGUUGGUUUUGAACAUUUUUAUACCC
Messenger RNA from Myotis davidii, 5637 nucleotides. It is a transcript of the gene COL4A2, whose product is annotated as collagen type IV alpha 2. NCBI's taxonomy places the organism in Eukaryota, Metazoa, Chordata, Mammalia, Chiroptera, Vespertilionidae. The record is from RefSeq and is a predicted model, not a curated record. Gene Ontology annotation, molecular function: extracellular matrix structural constituent. The transcript has 47 exons. Bases 51 to 4769 code for a protein of 1572 amino acids. Gene Ontology annotation, cellular component: collagen trimer; basement membrane.